Molecule: messenger RNA, 966 nt
Organism: Aricia agestis (brown argus)
Lineage: Eukaryota; Metazoa; Arthropoda; Insecta; Lepidoptera; Lycaenidae
Gene: eIF6
Product: eukaryotic translation initiation factor 6
Exons: 1
Coding region: 107-844 (245 amino acids)
Biological process (GO): maturation of LSU-rRNA; maturation of 5.8S rRNA; cytosolic ribosome assembly
Cellular component (GO): preribosome, large subunit precursor; nucleolus; cytosol
Molecular function (GO): ribosomal large subunit binding
Source: RefSeq, a predicted model, not a curated record
GCAUUAGCAAUCGGUGAACAAUACAACCUCAUAUUUUUUUAAUUUCCCCACGUGAAAUUACAAGAUUCUUGUGAAAUAAUUAGCAAUACAGAAAUAGUCGAAAAUUAUGGCGGUCCGUGUACAAUUCGAGAAUAAUAACGAAGUGGGAGUGUUCAGUAAAUUGACAAAUUCAUAUUGCCUCGUCGCCAUCGGGGGAUCAGAAAAUUUUUACAGCGUGUUCGAGGCGGAGCUCGCGGACACAGUACCGGUGGUGCACGUCAGUAUAGCGGGCUGCAGGAUCAUCGGGCGCAUGACCGUCGCCAACAAGAACGGCCUGCUGGUUCCCUCGUCCACCACCGACACAGAGCUACAACACAUCCGCAACAGUUUGCCCGACAGCGUCAAAGUGCAGAGAGUGGAGGAGCGACUCAGUGCACUCGGGAACGUGAUCGCGUGCAACGACUACGUGGCGUUAGUGCACCCCGACCUCGACCGAGAUACGGAGGAAAUCCUGGCGGACACACUCAACGUCGAGGUGUUCAGACAAACGGUGGCGGGAAACGUUCUGGUGGGCUCGUACACCGCGCUCAGUAACCGCGGCGGGCUCGUGCACCCGAAAACCACUAUUCAGGAUCAAGACGAGCUGUCGUCACUUCUGCAGGUACCUCUCGUAGCGGGCACGGUCAACAGAGGCAGCGAUGUGGUUGCUGCGGGUCUAGUUGUCAACGAUUGGAGUGCUUUCUGUGGUAUGGACACUACCUCUACCGAAAUUUCAGUGAUCGAGAGUGUGUUUAAGCUCAAUGAUGCCAAACCGAGUGCUAUCACAUCCACAAUGCGUGCCUCCCUCAUCGACAGUAUGUCAUAACAUCUGCACCAUUUAUAAUCCAUUCAUACGGUUACAAAUGUGAUAUUUGUUUUAUGAAACAUAGACCUAUGUUGACAAAUAAGCUGGUUAAUUUUUAAGAAAUAAAAACACUAAAACUUUAA